Messenger RNA from Paramacrobiotus metropolitanus, 2778 nucleotides. RefSeq lists its product as uncharacterized. Bases 1566 to 2324 code for a protein of 252 amino acids. Lineage: Eukaryota; Metazoa; Tardigrada; Eutardigrada; Parachela; Macrobiotidae. The transcript is spliced from 7 exons. The record is from RefSeq and is a predicted model, not a curated record.
UCAGAUUCUGCAUUUUAAAAAAGUACUGCAGAAUUUCCGUUUUCAUGCCAGUCGCGCUCAAUCGGAAAACGUGAGCUUCUGUCUUGUGCAGUGGUGAUCAGACUUGCAGGCUUUUUUAUUUCGCUUUUUUAUUUUUUCGUACCAUGAUACUUCCACUUGCGUCCCAUGAUUGUUCGAAUUUCAAUUAUUAUUAAAACGAUUGCCUGAAUUUGCAGUGCUAUUUAAUUUGGCUUUUCGAAAGGAUUACCGAAUUAUUCUGUUCAACUUGUUGACAGAUGGAUACAAAUUACAAUGAUCACGAUUAUUAUUGCACGUUACGGAACGGCUUGCUUCCCUUUUUUCUGCUACGAGUAUAUAUUUGUCCUGCAGAAGACAUCGGAUGGUGUCUGCAAUUAUAACGUGGAUCGGAGUUGCUCCAGCUGCGUAUUAAUAUUUACUCUGGAUACAGCGAGCCUGUGCAAGUGCCAGUGUUACGCGUACCCUUUGCAACGUAUAAACGCAACGACACAAAACCGAUUUCCAGCCUGCUGGAACAGAGUUCACUUUUUUCGUUUUGUGUACCAUGGAAUGCGAGGUGGAAUGUCGGCAGCCUUUGAUGGCCAGUCGAAACACAAAAGCCGAGCCCAGGCGUUCGCCCGAAAUUGUCCAGCGCAUCGUUCGCCCGAAAUUGUCCAGCGCAUUUUUUGUGGCUGCUGGGCAGUGCUGGCUGAUGGCACAUUGGUAAAUAUUUCUGUGUGAGAAACGGAAUUAGCGACAAAACAAACCGAUAAUAAUGGAUAACCAAAAACAAUUCGUUGCCGCAAAAUAUGAUCGCUAACUACUACAGCUUUACUUACUGUAAUUAACAAUUUAACACUAAUUGGUGACCUUAAUUAGCGAGCGCUCGUAGAAGCGAGCAUCUUUCGCAGACAACCACGCAGUUUUACUUGUCUGGUUUCAUAAAUCGCGUAUCAGCAUUUGCGCAGAGUGAUUCUUGAUUUCCGAGAACUGCGAGAAGGAAUUCGCGACGGGAAGGAAAAUCUGGGCACGGAACUGUUGGCACUGGGCGUCGUACACGCAGUGAGGUGGGCUGGCGCAUUUUUGACUGCCAACGCGCAUCGGCUGCCGAAUUCGAAACACCAAACCGUCGUUCCCGUUGUGCGUUUUUAUAAAAUCGGGCAGAGAGAUCGCUGGACCAGGGCGGGGUUAGCUCGUACAACAGGUAGUCCGGUACGACUGUCCCAUGCAACAGGUACGACCGUACAGCAAGCAAUAUGCGCUCGACGGUUCGAGUUGAGAGUUGAAACUGGCAGUCUGUUCUGUUGCAUUCCUCACUUGAGCAAUUUUCCUGCCUGCUAUUUUUAACGAUUACAAAAUUACCCUGUCUUUUUCCCAAUUUCUUACCCGUUUUUACAUAACGUUUUUUCCGAUGCCGUCAAGGCUCCUCUACUCUGUGACCCGAAAGUCCUGCGCUGUUCAUCGGAGUACCCCGUUGACAUUGAUUGUUGAGAAGAUUCUGUGGCUCGCUGAGCGUUUAAUUCUCCCGUUUUUUUCCAUAACACAACAGUUUUUGGGAAAUAUCCAACAUGCGCCAAGAUUCACAAAUGUCGCAUUGGCAAAGAAUGCCUACUUACGCCGAGCAAAACGCCGAAAUGGCACGUGCGAUGAAGGCACUGGUGCCGGCGCAGGACGAGCGCUCUCUUCUGGAUCAGCUGUUCCACCUGGAAGGGGAUACCGGAGCAGCUCUCAAGCAGUACUACGCUCUGGCAGAGCAGUUGACCGCGCAUCUGACCACAAACCCACUGCCCACCGACAAGGCUGAAAUCCAGCACCUUAUCGAGAAGCAUCGCCUGAUAGCGCACUUUUUGGAGCAGCGUACCGCACUGGCAUUCCGGAUUUUCUUCCAAGAACUCGGCAAAGUUAUUGUCAUCAAUGAUAAGAUCUACAACGAGAUCAUCGCGGUCCAUAAGCGGCUGGAGGAUGUUGACACAGCAGUUCAGGGCCUCAAGACCUCGUACAACGCCAUGGAAGAGAAGGUUGACCAGAUUAUGAAAGACGUCACGGCGAUGCGUGGAGAGAUGAACAUCAUGAAGGGGGACAUCACUCUUAUGCAAGCGGAUAUAACGGAACUGAAGGGGAAGGUCGACACCAUCGGCACCGACGUGGGGGAAGUGAAAGGCUUGCUGAACCAGCUGAUCCAGCAAAAUGCUGCACUGCAGACCCAGUUGACGCAGCAGAACGCGGCGCUGCAGCGGGAACGUGACCAUAACGAGCGAUAUACCUGGAUUACGGUCACUGCUUUGGCCGAGGAAGCGAAAUUUUCGCCAGCCCAGAUGUGCAGCUGACGUAAUCGUGUUAAUCGGGCGUACAGUCAGAUGGUGGAGGAUGAGAUGGCAAUGGAGAUCCCGAUGGAGGUGUAGAAGGCUCCAGCUGUAUGCCCCCACUGCGUGCUGCCGUUUUACUUUUUUAUAGUGUUACCUUUUUUACAGUGGGGGACAAUUUUUUGAGGACUGGUUCUCAUUGUUACGUUUGUUUACAUGAGGUAUUAUGUUGCUUAGUAGUUCGAUGUUGCUGUUUUUAAGGAGCGCAGCGUGCCUGCGUUUUUCGGAUUAACGCUCCUUGUUUUGUUAUUUGAACUGGUCUAAUUGUUACGCGGUGAUGUUGAACGUUUCAUCCUGCAGUGAGUUGCAUUUUUUUGGUAUUUGAUGUGGAUAGUCGUUCGUGACACUUUCUGUAAUCACUUUUCGUGAUAUCUGAUUUGUAUAUCUGUUUGGCUUUGUAUUUUGUCGAGCAACAAAA